GAAGGCUCUGCAAACGCUCUGUUUGCCCAGCAAGGGACUUUGUGUGCUCAGAAGGGGGAUAUUCAGAAGCUGAGCCAGGAUGGACAGUGUGCCCCCAACAAACACGUUGUGCAACUCCCCAAGGGCAGGCUCUGAAAACAGGGAAAAGAAGGGAGAAGCCAUCAGGGCUGGCUGGCUAGGAGGAAACUGUUCACUCCUGGAGCUGGGCAGCACUGACAAGUGAGAAGCAACCUGUUCCAACAACACAUCAGCUAUUCUUCUCCAGCUCAAAGCAUCCUGUGGAGUAAUUGGAUCAGCUCUGCACUGGCAGAGCUUUGUAUGAAUCAACAUGGAAAGGAAUUUUAAAAAUGUUUUGGUUAUUUCUUUUGGAUUUUUACUUCUCUUCACUGCCUAUGGAGGACUCCAGAGCCUACAGAGCAGUCUCCACUCAGAAGAAGGCCUGGGUGUUGCUUCCUUAAGUGUUCUCUAUGCUGCCCUCAUCUUCUCCUCCAUGUUCCUCCCUCCAAUCCUCAUCAAGAAGCUGGGCUGCAAGUGGACCAUUGCAGGCUCCAUGUGCUGCUACAUCACCUUCUCCUUAGGGAACUUCAGUGCUAGCUGGUACACCCUAAUCCCUACAUCUGUGAUCCUGGGCUUAGGAGGAGCACCACUCUGGUCUGCCAAAUGCACUUACCUCACCAUUGCUGGCAAUGCAUAUGCUGAGAAAGCAAAAAGGAGUGGGAAAGACAUCAUCAACCAAUACUUCGGGGUCUUCUUUCUGAUAUUUCAGUCCUCUGGCAUCUGGGGAAAUCUGAUCUCGUCCUUGAUAUUUAGCCAAGCUUCCAACAAAGUGGAACUACCAGAAGAAAACCUGGAAUGCUGUGGAGCAUACGACUGCACAACUGGUACCAGUAAUGCUACUGGGUCAGCAGAACCCUCCAGCUCUUUAAUCUACACCCUGCUAGGGAUCUACACAGCUAGUGGUGUGCUAGCUGUGUUGCUGAUUGUUAUAUUUCUGGACCAGAUCAAAUCUGACCAAGCAGAGGCUGAAAAAGAAAGACUAGAGGCACCAUCCUUUUGGGCUACGUUCCUAGCAACUUUCCAGCAGCUUAAAGACAAAAGACAGUGCCUGCUGAUCCCUCUGACAAUGUACAGUGGGUUUGAGCAGGCAUUUCUGUCUGGUGAUUACACAAAGACAUAUGUGACCUGUGCCCUGGGGAUCCAUUACGUGGGGUAUGUGAUGAUCUGCUUUUCAGCUGUCAACUCCCUCUGCUCCCUGCUCUUUGGAAAGAUCUCUCAGUUCACGGGUAGAAAACUUCUCUUUGCUCUAGCCACCAUCACAAAUGCUGCCUGCAUAACAGCACUACUGCUGUGGAAACCUCAUCCUAAGCAGCUUGCUGUGUUUUUUGUGUUCCCUGCUCUUUGGGGCCUAUCUGAUGCUGUUUGGCAGACACAAACCAAUGGACUCUAUGGGGCUUUAUUUGAGAAGCACAAGGAGGCUGCCUUUGCCAACUACCGCCUGUGGGAGUCCCUGGGGUUUGUCAUUGCCUUUGGUUACAGCCCCAGGCUGCAGGUCCACACCAAACUCUACAUUUUGCUGGCUGUCCUUGCCCUCGCAGCAGUGAUGUACGGAGUGGUUGAGCACCUGGAAGAGAGGAGCUCCCCCAGGGCACCUCCUGCUGCUGCUGCUGAGAAGGAAAAUGUGGGACCCCUCACCCAGGAUACACACAUGUAAGCCAAGAAGGGGAGAAAGAUGAAGGCAAAAGAGCCUAAAGGCACGAGUUUAAGGCCAGAAAAAUGCACGUCUCAGGAGUAAAAUCUGUUUUGAUGUCUCUUCAUUUGCCUUCACCCUUCCACACAGGGGAAGAACUAAAUGUUUUCAUUUUUUUUUUUUAAUUCUUAAUAAAUGUCACCAAGACGCUUGAAGUCCUCA
This is a messenger RNA of Calypte anna (Anna's hummingbird), 1909 nucleotides long. RefSeq names its product unc-93 homolog A (gene UNC93A). Lineage: Eukaryota; Metazoa; Chordata; Aves; Apodiformes; Trochilidae. The record is from RefSeq and is a predicted model, not a curated record. The transcript is spliced from 9 exons. Bases 329 to 1711 code for a protein of 460 amino acids.